GAGUCCCGCACCCAGGCAAAGGCGGGCCCUGUUGCCUGGGCGACAGCGCCAUCCGCUGAGGGACUGUGGCGGCAGCCAAUGGAAGCCUGGGGAGGCGUGGCCAGCCGGGUCUCGCGCGGCCACCGCUGGGCUGGCAGGUGUCGGGUCCCUGAGCCCCCAGGAUGACCGGCGUGAAGCUCCUGUGCGUGGUGGCCGCGGUCGGCUGUUUGCUGGCACCCCCAGCCCGGGCCAACAAGAGCCCCGAGGACACCAGGUGCAAGUGCACCUGCCCGCCGUACAGGAACCUCAGCGGGCACAUCUACAAUCAGAACGUCUCGCAGAAGGACUGCAACUGCCUGCGCGUGGUGGAGCCCAUGCCGGUGGACGCGGAGGCCUACUGCCUGCUGUGCGAGUGCCAGUACGAGGAGCGCAGCAGCACCACCAUCAAGGUCACCGUCAUCCUCUACCUGUCGGUGGUGGGGGCCCUGCUGCUGUACAUGGCCUUCCUGAUGCUGGUGGACCCCCUGAUCCGGAAGCCAGACGCGUACACGGAGCAGCUGCAUAACGUGGAGGAGGACGAGGACGCUCGCCCCACGCCGGCCGCCGCGGCCCCCCUCGGAGGCCCCCGGGCCGGCUCCGUGCUGGGGCGCAUGGAGGGUGCCCAGCAGCGCUGGAAGCUGCAGGUGCGGGAGCAGAGGAAGACCGUCUUUGACCGGCAGAAGAUGCUCAGCUAGGCGGCUGGACGGAGCUGGGGCCUCGCCACCCACCUCGGGCCGCCCUCCCAGCCUUCCCUGGAAAGGCCUGUGGCACAGCCUCCGCCUCCUCUGCGGCAAGGUCCCCGGCGGUCGCAGCCCAUGGGGAGGGAGGCAUUUGGUGCUGCCCUUCCUGCUCCAAACAUCUGGAAUGUUCUCACCUCUGGAGGGCGGCGCCGGGCCAUCGCCACUCCGUGGGGCGGACAGCCACCGGCAGUCAGCACACGGGGACACUGGCCCCCUCCUUCCCCACGGUCCCCCCCCCCAGCAAGCUGGGCCAUGCCCUUGUGGGCAGCCACGGCCCGGGCCCUCACCCCACCUCAGGACGCCAGGCGGCCCCACCUCCCGUGUCUGCGAAGCUGAGCCAGACGGUGGUGGCACCACAGGACACGAGAGGCUCUGCGCGCCCCAGUGCCCAAGCCCGGGUCCCCACCGGUCCCCGAGCCCCCCGUGCCUGAGCAUGGAGACGGACAGAGCUCAUGUCGUCCGUAGUCUGUAAUCACGGAAGCCACCAUUAAAUUGUUUCUCUCACUC
This is a messenger RNA of Phyllostomus discolor (pale spear-nosed bat), 1265 nucleotides long. It is a transcript of the gene TMEM9, whose product is annotated as transmembrane protein 9. Gene Ontology annotation, cellular component: lysosomal membrane. The transcript is spliced from 6 exons. Bases 162 to 713 code for a protein of 183 amino acids. NCBI's taxonomy places the organism in Eukaryota, Metazoa, Chordata, Mammalia, Chiroptera, Phyllostomidae. The record is from RefSeq and is a predicted model, not a curated record.